AUGUCUCGAUACGGCAACCACGUGCAGAUGCCCGUGUCGGCAGGUGACCCCAAGUGCGGCCUUUGUGUUGCACAGUUUCGGGAGCGGUGGUCCUCCUUGCCUGAAAUCCAAAGCCACGCAGAGGAUGGCUGCCCUUACUGCGCCAACAUGCUGGAGGGACUCCUCUACCUCAUCCCCGACCUGGAGACGCGCUUCGGUGAGGAUGCAAGUUUCCGAUUCUACCGCAGCCGCGAGAUGACCGUGUAUGCCGACCCGAACGGCUCUCUCAGCCAUGUGUGCCCGGAAGAGACGAUCAAACUGAAGUACCGCUGGUUCAAGGUAGAUCAGCCACAGCCAUAUGAGCCGGGAGGGGACACGGCAGCAGAAAGCAGUUUCACGCAGGCGAAUACCUGGAUCCAGGAGUGUCUGGCCAACCACAAACUCUGCGGGAAGGAUGAACCCUCUACACUCCCUACGCGGGUGCUAGAUCUUGGCGAGCUCGACGGUGAAGAGAACGGCGAAAAGUCGGAUAUCCGCCUGAUCGAGUCAUCCGGCCAGACUGGGCGCUACAUCUCGUUGUCCCACAGCUGGGGAGGCGAGCACCCGCUUAUCACCACGACAGCCACUCUCGACCAGCACAAGGCAGGGAUACCACUCAGCAGCCUGCCGGCCACCUUCCGGGACGCCUGCCACAUCGCGCGGCGGCUGGGCGUCCGGUACCUGUGGAUCGAUUCGCUGUGCAUCAUCCAGGACAGCCCAUCCGACUGGGAGCUAGAAGCCAGCCGCAUGGCGAGCGUCUACCGCAACUCGUGGCUGACCGUGUACGCGACCGCCUCAUCAUCCCCCAGCAGCGGCAUCUUCCGCCGCCGACAAGCCGUCUGGAUCGCAGCCGACGACCCGGAGGACGACACGCUAGACACGCUCUUCCCCGAAGCCGCGCAACUGCGCCGGGAUCUCCGCCUAUCCCUCCGCUUCGCCCCCGCGCACCCAGACUUCUCGCGCUACGCGAACCCAGCCAAGCAGCAAGCGCAACUCCCGCUGCUGGCGCGCGCGUGGGCGUACCAGGAGCGGCUGCUGGCGCCGCGCGUGCUGCACUUCGGCCCGCACGAGGUCUUUUGGGAGUGCAUGCAGCGCCUGGCCUGUGACUGCGGCGGCAUCGACGAGGCCUCGUCGCGCCCCGCCCACAUGGGCGUCUACGCCAGCCGCGACACCACCGGCCAGCUGCCGCCGAAAGUCUCGCACUACGCCGCGCUGCACGUCGGUACCAGUGCGACCGCUAAGGCGAAGAGCAAGAGCAAGUCCAGCGAGGGGAAGCGACAAAAGAAGCUGCUCGCGCGGUGGGAGGAGAUGGUGGAGGAGUAUACGAACCGGGCGCUGACGUUUUCGGGGGACCGGCUGCCGGCGUUUUCGGGGGUGGCGGCGGAGAUGGUGGCGGCGCUGGGGAUGCGGUACCGCGCCGGCCAGUGGGAGGAGACGCUGCCCGAGGCGCUGCUGUUUGAGCGGACCAGCGUCAAUGCCGUGGCGAGGCUGGCCAUUGACGACGUCCGCCCGGCGCCGUCGUGGUCGUGGGCGUCCCCCGAUGCGCCGGUGAAUUUUCUGAUCCCCCUGGCGGGGCCGCCGGAGUGGGCUGGCGCGGUUGUCGAUGCUACGGUGCUGGAGGUGCGUAGCGUUCCGGCGGGGAGGGAUGAGCGUGGGCAGGUGAAGCGGGGCGAGUCGUAUGUGAUGCUCUCGGCAAAGGUGGUGGACGCGUCGCUGUGCUUCGCGGACGAUCCGUACCUUGUCCCGAAUAAGCCGUGGACGGAUAUCCGGGAUGCAGUGGUUAAGGGCAUCAAGGGCCCACAGGCUGCCUUGGACCAGCUCGGGCCUGGGACGUUCAUGGUUCGGGUGGGCAAGAAAGAGCCGGCGUGGUUUGUCCCGGACGUGGCGCUGUGUGAUGAGCACGGUGAGUGGCUGUGGAAGGGUGAGGACAAGAUUUGCUGUGCGAAGAUCAUGGAGUCGCAGGAGACCGGUUAUUGGCUUGUUCUGAGACGGACUGAGGAGGAGGAGCCGACUUAUGAGAGGAUCGGAGUCGUCAAGAACUACGAGGCCACAUGGCCAUCGAAGGGCGGCAAGACCUCGAUCAAGAUCGUGUGA
Molecule: messenger RNA, 2112 nt
Organism: Chaetomium globosum CBS 148.51
Lineage: Eukaryota; Fungi; Ascomycota; Sordariomycetes; Sordariales; Chaetomiaceae
Exons: 1
Coding region: 1-2112 (703 amino acids)
Source: RefSeq, a predicted model, not a curated record